Humulus lupulus (European hop) is the source of this 1785-nucleotide messenger RNA. Its product is annotated as protein NRT1/ PTR FAMILY 4.5-like. Bases 1 to 1785 code for a protein of 594 amino acids. The transcript is spliced from 6 exons. The record is from RefSeq and is a predicted model, not a curated record. Gene Ontology annotation, cellular component: membrane. Gene Ontology annotation, molecular function: transmembrane transporter activity. Gene Ontology annotation, biological process: transmembrane transport. NCBI's taxonomy places the organism in Eukaryota, Viridiplantae, Streptophyta, Magnoliopsida, Rosales, Cannabaceae.
AUGGCAUUGCAAGGGGAAUUAGAGGAGGCUAAGGUAGGUGAUGACAAGUACGAGUCCCAAGACAAAGGAAAAGGAGGAUUCAAUGCUUGCAAAUUCAUAUUCGUGUUGGCAGCAUUUGAGAACAUGGGGUUCAUUGCAAACAUGGUGAGUUUGGUCAUGUACUUCGUAGGAGUGAUGUAUUUCGACAUCGCAGGCGCUUCCAACACUCUUACUAAUCUCAUGGGAACCACUUUCUUGCUCUCCCUAGUUGGUGGUUUCAUUUCAGACACAUACUUAAGCAGAUUAUCAACUUGUCUAAUCUUUGGAGCACUUGAAAUUCUGGCUUUGGUGCUUAUGACGAUUCAAGCAGGCACACACCAUUUGCAACCAGAAGUAGGUAGUGGUGUGAAAGGUGGUGUAGCAGUCUUGUUCUAUGGAUCAUUGUACUUGUUAGCAUUAGGUUCAGGCGGCGUUAGAGGGUCUCUUCCGCCAUUAGGCGCUGACCAAUUCGAUGACCAUAAUCCCAAAGAGGCAAAGGGUCUUGCCACCUUCUUCAAUUGGUUUUUGCUUAGUAUAACAGUUGGAGCAACCAUAGGAGUCACAGUCAUUGUGUAUAUGAACACUGAAGUAGGGUGGCAAUGGGGCUUUAUGAUAUCAACUUUUGCUGCCUUUCUUGGGUUUAUUGUGCUUGCUUUUGGCAAGCCAUAUUAUCGCCUCCGACCCGCAGGAGAAAGUCCUCUUUUGAGUAUCAUUAAGGUCAUUGUUGUGUCAAUUAAAAACCGAGGCUUGUCAAUACCAGAGAACCCAACUGAACUAUAUGAGAUCAAAGACAAAGAUUCAUUAUCCACAAAAGAGAAUCUUUCGCACACCAACCAAUUCAGGUGUCUAGACAAAGCUGCCAUACUACCAAACAACUCAGAGCCAGGACCGUGGAAUGUCUGCUCUGUAACACAAGUCGAAGAAGUCAAAAUCCUAACAAGAAUGCUGCCCAUUCUAGCCAGCACCAUCCUGAUGAACACUUGCUUAGCCCAACUGCAAACAUUCUCAGUAGAACAAGGAUCCUUAUUCAUGGACCGCCAUAUCGGCUCGAAAGAGAUCCCAGCCCCAUCAGUGCCUAUAAUCCCCUUAGUCUUCAUGUCCAUUCUCCUACCCAUGUACGAGUACAUCUUCGUUCCUUUCGCCAGAAAGAUCACAGGCAAUCCUACAGGCAUAACCCAGCUCCAAAGGGUCGGAGUUGGGCUUGUGCUCUCCGCAGUAUCCAUGACCGUGGCUGGCCUCGUUGAGAUGAAGAGACGAAACCAAGCUCAUAGGGACCCACUAAAUCCAAUAAGCAUAUUUUGGUUGUCGUUUCAGUAUGGUAUAUUUGGAAUAGCUGACAUGUUUACUCUGGUGGGGUUGCUUGAAUUUUUCUACAAAGAAGCUCCAGCCAGCAUGAAAUCUCUUUCGACGUCGUUUACGUGGCUUACGUUGUCGUUUGGCUACUUCUUGAGUACCAUCUUUGUUAAUGUUAUAAACGCCGUGACCAAAAGAGUAACACCUAGUAAACAACAAUGGCUACGUGGUUUGGAUCUUAACUCGAGCAAUUUGCACCUGUUUUAUUGGUUCUUGGCUAUACUUAGUUGCCUCAACUUCUUUCUCUACCUUUGGGCUGCCGUUUGGUACAAGUACAAGUCAGAAGAAGAACAUGAUCAAACGACAUCGUUUGAUGAGACCACUAUGAACAGCCGAGUGCCUAUGCUUUCGAAUGCUGCACCCUCUGCUUUGGACCAAACGGAACAAAGUGGGAAAGAGAAAGACGCCAAUUGA